This is a messenger RNA of Chelmon rostratus (copperband butterflyfish), 2065 nucleotides long. It is a transcript of the gene ptp4a2b, whose product is annotated as protein tyrosine phosphatase 4A2b. Gene Ontology annotation, molecular function: protein tyrosine/serine/threonine phosphatase activity. The transcript has 7 exons. Lineage: Eukaryota; Metazoa; Chordata; Actinopteri; Chaetodontiformes; Chaetodontidae. Gene Ontology annotation, cellular component: nucleus. The record is from RefSeq and is a predicted model, not a curated record. Gene Ontology annotation, biological process: protein dephosphorylation. Bases 422 to 946 code for a protein of 174 amino acids.
CAGUUCCCGACCUCCGACGAGAAUUCAAGCUGCCACAUUGAAGAGGAACAAAAAGGCGACCUGGCAGCGGUUUCUACACUCCCUCCACUUUCUCCGGGGUAGUCACGGGAUUUCAAUGUUCAGCCUGCUCUUUGGUUUCUGUGUUGACUUCAGCCGCACCUAUAUGGCGUGUGUGAACGGAGAAUUCUGCCAGGCACAGCACCUCACCUCCGUGGAGAAGUGAAUCGGCCGCCCCCCGAGGGACUACGCUGCCCAGAAACCCCCCUGAGUGCCAGCACGCUAGGAACUGCUGACUCUUCCAAAGGCCCCCUGGGAUAUUGCGUAGUCCUUGGCCCGACUGUCCUGCCCUGCCCCAACCAAUACGAAAAACCUUUGCUUUCCACUUUCUCCUUGAACAGCCAAUCACAAACAGCUCUCCUGAAUGGGCCGUCUCGCCAACAUGAACCGCCCCGCUGCAGUCGAGAUUGCCUACGAGUGCAUGAGGUUCCUCAUCACCCACAACCCCACCAAUGCCACGCUUAACAAAUUCACCGAGGAGCUGAAGAAGUUUCACGUGAACACACUGGUGAGAGUUUGUGAUGCCACCUAUGAUAAGGCUCCAGUAGAGAAGGAGGGGAUACAGGUUGUGGACUGGCCCUUCGAUGAUGGUGCCCCUCCUCCCACUCAGAUUGUGGAUGAGUGGCUGAAGCUGCUCAACACCAAGUUUCGAGAGGAACCUGGCUGCUGCAUCGCCGUGCACUGUGUGGCGGGGCUUGGCCGAGCUCCAGUGUUGGUGGCCUUAGCCCUCAUUGAGAGUGGGAUGAAGUACGAGGAUGCUGUGCAGUUCAUAAGGCAGAAGAGACGUGGAGCCUUCAACUCCAAACAGCUUCUUUACCUCGAGAAAUACAGACCCAAAAUGCGUCUGCGGUUCAAGGAUACCAACGGCCACAACUGCUGUGUGCAGUAGGCUGCCUGUCAAUGCAUCUUUCUUAUGCGCAUCUAGUGGGGAAUCUUCCAACAUGGGGAGAUAAAAAAAAAAAAAAAAUGAAGAGAGUGCUAUCAGUAAUUAUUGUGAUGAUUUGUUAAUACUGAGUCAUGGUUAAUUGAUCAGAGAGCAAGCGAGUGAUCGAAUGAAUGAAUCCAGAUCUGGGGAACCACCAGCCGAACCAAUGAAUGGAAUGUGAAAGCACACAGAUAGGCCCGCCUCCCGGUUCCACUGUUCAACCACGGGCCAGAAUUCUUUCAACUUGAGUCCAUCCUGUUUCUUUUUGUUUCAGUUGUAAUCAUGGGAUAACAUUUUCCAUUUUAUGAAUUUUUAUUUUUACACAAACAAUGGUGAUAAGACAAAAUGUUAAAUGAUAUUCUGAUUUUUAUUUCUACUAAUUAUUGAUAUUAUGAUUAGGCCAGAAUAAUGUACCUUUUUAAAAACAUUUUUAAACUUUGAACACAUAUGGCGACUGUCCAGUUUUUUUUUAUUUUAUUUUAUUUUUUUGUGCACAAAAACUCAAAGUUCACCUGAAAAUGCAGUACUGUUUUCCUUCUACCCUUCACUUGUUUAAAGUCACUCUCAAUUUAGGGGUUCACAGAGUUUGAAUAUGUCUGCAAUAUUUAUUCACAAGAUAUGAUAUGUGUGGCAGUUUUGAGUUUGGCAGGGGCAAGGACACUUUGUUAUCCAAUAUAUUUUUUUUGUUAUCCUCAAGAGCCAUGUCUUUUUUGUUUUUUAAUUUUUGUUGGAGUGCAAUAAUCAGUCCACCUCAGAUAAACCCACCAAACCCUGCUGAGCAUACCACACACACACACACACACACACGCACAUAUACACUUCAAACACUCAUCAGGCAGUUAAACAGGAAAAUACUUAACAACUCCUACAACAGGUACUUCUCCUGCUUUCAUUCAUGAAAUGGGCUACAAUAGGACUUCCCUAAAUAUGCAUAUUUAAACUCAUCUACAGAGCCUAAGAUCUAAUCUGAAAGACAACGUGGAGAAGAAUGAUAAUGGUCAGUUUUUUAUCAUUGUACCCAUUUUGAAAACAUCCCCAAUUCGUAUUGGUUCUUUAAAGAUAAAUAAAUUGAAAUAAAAAGCA